Messenger RNA from Scophthalmus maximus (turbot), 1824 nucleotides. RefSeq names its product ceramide-1-phosphate transfer protein. The transcript is spliced from 2 exons. The record is from RefSeq and is a predicted model, not a curated record. Gene Ontology annotation, biological process: ceramide transport; intermembrane lipid transfer. Gene Ontology annotation, molecular function: ceramide 1-phosphate binding; ceramide 1-phosphate transfer activity. NCBI's taxonomy places the organism in Eukaryota, Metazoa, Chordata, Actinopteri, Pleuronectiformes, Scophthalmidae. Bases 203 to 859 code for a protein of 218 amino acids. Gene Ontology annotation, cellular component: cytosol; membrane; cytoplasm.
AGAGGUAACCAGAAGAGAAAUGCUCUUUCCUUUCAUGUCUCUGUGUUUUCGCAGGUAAAGUGUUUCCGACUCUGUACUGUAAACAUCGUAAGGGAUCUUUUGUCUGUCGCAGCCUCUGGUUUCUGUCGUUGUGCGUCAAGUCCACAGCUCUUUCGUCCGCCUGUUUCCUGUUCGUCGGUAUUUCUUCCUCGUAGAGAAACUCAUGGCUGCUUCAGGUGCGUCGGUGGACCAGAGGUUCUGCUUCCAGGAGGUGUUCGACUCCUUCAAACUGUGUCUGUCGGAAAACAAAGAAGUUUACCUUGAACACUACGUGGACGGGUGGCGGGGGCUUGUGAAGUUUCUGAACUGCCUGGGAAGCGUCUUCGGCUUCAUCGCCAAGGACGCCGUGAACAAGGUCCAGGUCCUGGUCGCCCUCAUGAGCGGCGAGAGCGGCUCUCAGUACGCCACCAUCCAGUCGAUGGUGAAGUACGAGCUGGACAAUGGCCUCGUGGACGUGACCAAGAGGGGCAGCCACCCGGAGUCGGGCUGCCGCACUCUGCUGCGGCUCCACCGCGCGCUGAGGUGGCUGGAGCUCUUCCUGGAGCGACUGCGCACCAGCGGCGAGGACGGCAAGACCUCCGUCAUGUGCGCGGAGGCCUACAACGAGUCCCUGUCCCAGCACCACCCCUGGGUGAUCCGCAAGGCCGCGGGCGUGGCGUUCUGCGUGCUGCCCGGCCGCCCGGCUUUCUUCGAAGUGAUGAACGUCGGCUCGACGGAGCAGGUGGUGGCCAUGCUGGGAGGAGCCCUGCCUCUGAUCUCUGAGGUGUACAACAUCACGGAGGAACUCUACGCUCAACAUAAUCUGCUCGAUUUACCGUAGAUUACACUACGGGGCACCUACUGUACGUGUCGCGGCUGACGAGCCGUCGAGCGAGCUGCUACUACUGUUCAGUGAUUUAAGGGUUGUGUGUGUUAUCUGUGUGUUGUUAGGGCCAAAAUAAUAAAUCAUAAUGUCACUGACUCUAAUCUGUAUUUACUGCAUUGACCAGAUUCGAAUAUAAAACUACUGUUGAUUAUAAUAUUUCGUGUUUGUCUCUAUACUCUCGGUGAUGUGCCUCUGAAUCGUCUUUUAAAUUCAGCUUUAGCUUGUAGAUUCAUUUAUUUUAAUUUUUGAUUGAAAUAGAUGAAGGGAACUUCAAGUGGGAAUCACCGUGGUUACCUUGCUGCUUGCUUUCAUUAUUUAUCAAAAAACAAAUUGACACUAAAUGUUUUUAAGCUCCAGUGUUCAACUUUCCAGGUUUUGCAAACGUAAGAAACUUGCUGCUUUUCUUUUGUCUUACAUCCGAAUGAAGUGGAUUGAUUUUUGACCGAUUGGAUUUGAUAAUCGGCCAGUUAAUUAAUGAAGAAAAUAAUUGUGAGUUGCAACCAUCUUUAUAUCAGAUACCGAUCUUGAUUUCUACAUAAUCCAAAAUUAUUGUAGCAAAAUCUGAGCACACUCUGAAAGUAUGAAUCAAAAGUGCUGGAAUGAAGUCAAUCCUUUAAUUUCUCACAGAAUUGUCCCAUCUGCAAACCUGCUUUAGAAAAAUGUGUAUUGUUAAAUUAUGGGAACAGAAUUACAGAGUUGUUAAUCUCACUAUGAUUUUUUUUUUUUAAUUUUAAAUACAUAAAGAACAAACAACAUGCCUUGUUUAUAGCUAAUGUACAGGAUAUGAUGGAUGAUUUAUUUGAGGUGAAUAGUGCAUUGAUUUAUAAGAAUGUACUGUACUGUAUAUUAUAUAUAUAUAUAUGUGUAUUACUAUGAAUUCAAUCAGAACUCAACACUGUUAAUAAAAGAAAUUCCACGUG